Symbiodinium sp. CCMP2456 is the source of this 762-nucleotide messenger RNA. The record is from the annotation of a GenBank genome assembly. NCBI's taxonomy places the organism in Eukaryota, Dinophyceae, Suessiales, Symbiodiniaceae.
GUCAUACCGAUGACGCAAAGCUUAGAGGGCCGGUCUACCCGCGAGGAGACAUUGUCGAAUGGCGCCGUCUACGUCGGCCAGUGGAAGGGCAGCUCCCGCGAUGGCUACGGCAAGCAGACGUGGCCGGACGGGGCCUGUUACGAAGGCACCUUCGUAGACAACAAGGCCGCGGGCUACGGAAAGUUCGUGCAUGCGGAUGGCGACAUCUACGAGGGUGAAUGGCAAGAUGACAAAGCUCAUGGUCAUGGCAGGUACCAACACAUCGACGGCUCCACUUACGAAGGUGAGUGGGUCGCUGACAAACAGACGGGAGAGGGUGUCGAGUGCUGGAUCGACGGCUCCUCCUACAGCGGCCGCUACAAGGACGGCCUCAAGCACGGGCGGGGCACCUUCGUGUGGGUCGAUGGGUCUAAAUACAUCGGCGAGUUCGCUGCCAACGACAUCGAGGGUGAGGGCACCUACAUAUGGUCAGAUGGCAGAAGGUACACAGGCCAGUGGAGGGGCAAUCGCAUGCACGGGAGGGGCAUGUUCACAUGGCCGGAUGGGCGCGUCUACGAGGGCGAGUACCACGAGGACGUGAAGCAUGGGCACGGCCAUUUUAAAUGGCCCGACAACCGCGAGUACGUCGGUCAGUGGAAAAAGGGAAAGCAACAUGGGCGUGGGAAGUGGACCGAGUGCAACGGCGUCACAGGGGAGGGCGAGUGGAGCAAUGGCCACAAGGUCCGCUGGGUCGAGGCACCAAGCCAGCCCGUGGAGAGUGAG